AUGGCAAAGAACUCUAUCAAAUUAAUUGCAAAUGAUGUUCAUAGAGGAUUAGCUGAACUCGUUUCAAAGAGAUUAGGAAUCAAGCUUACAGACGUGACUUUGAAAAGAGACUCUUGUGGUGAAGUUUCGUUCUCUAUAAAUGAAUCUGUUCGUGAUGAAGAUAUCUAUAUCAUCAUGCAAAUUGGAUCUGGUAUUGUUAAUGAUAGAGUUUUGGAACUAUUGAUUAUGAUUAAUGCUUGUAAAACAGCAUCUGCCCGUCGUAUCACUGCUAUUAUUCCAAACUUCCCAUAUGCUAGACAAGAUCGUAAAGACAAGUCUAGAGCUCCAAUCACCGCUAAGCUCAUGGCAGAUAUGUUGACCACUGCUGGUUGUGACCAUGUUAUAACUAUGGAUUUACAUGCUUCCCAGAUCCAAGGGUUCUUUGAUGUUCCUGUGGAUAAUUUGUAUGCUGAACCAAGUGUUGUUAGAUAUAUCAGAGAACAAAUACCUUAUGAAGAAGCAAUUAUUGUUUCCCCAGACGCUGGUGGUGCUAAAAGAGCUGCUGGUUUGGCUGAUCGUUUGGAUUUGAACUUUGCAUUGAUUCAUAAAGAAAGAGCUAAAGCUAAUGAAGUUUCAAGAAUGGUGUUGGUUGGUGAUGUUACUGAUAAAAUUUGUUUGAUUGUUGAUGAUAUGGCUGACACAUGUGGUACUUUAGCUAAAGCUGCUGAAGUGCUGUUGGAAAAUAGAGCAAAAUCAGUUAUUGCUAUUGUUACUCAUGGUAUAUUAUCAGGUAAUGCUAUAAAGAACAUCAACAACAGUAAAUUGGAUAGAGUUGUUUGCACAAAUACUGUUCCAUUUGAAGAAAAAUUGAAAUUGUGCCCAAAAUUAGAUACCAUUGACAUAAGUAGUGUCUUGGCUGAAGGUAUUCGCCGUUUGCAUAAUGGUGAAAGUGUCUCAUACUUAUUCCGUAAUGCUCCACUGUGA
Hansenula anomala is the source of this 963-nucleotide messenger RNA. It is a transcript of the gene PRS3, whose product is annotated as ribose phosphate diphosphokinase subunit PRS3. Lineage: Eukaryota; Fungi; Ascomycota; Saccharomycetes; Phaffomycetales; Wickerhamomycetaceae. Bases 1 to 963 code for a protein of 320 amino acids. Gene Ontology annotation, cellular component: ribose phosphate diphosphokinase complex; cytoplasm. Gene Ontology annotation, molecular function: magnesium ion binding; ribose phosphate diphosphokinase activity. The transcript has a single exon. Gene Ontology annotation, biological process: purine nucleotide biosynthetic process; ribonucleoside monophosphate biosynthetic process; regulation of cell size. The record is from RefSeq and is a predicted model, not a curated record.